GGCUCUCAUCUGCUGUCAGUUGACGAACAUUUCAUUUUAAGAUGUAGAUAUUUGUUUGUUUUAAUAUUAAACGAAUAAUGUCUUCGAAAGGGACUUCGCGAGGUUUUUAUUUUAAUACUGUUCUGUCUCUCGCGCGCUCUCUGGCUGCUCAUCGACCCGCUCCGAUUGACAAGGUCCAGAAGCUACAAUGCAUGUGUCCUGUGGACAUCCGUGGUGUUUUCCAGCUGGAUGAGCGGAGGAGAGAUGCUGUGAUCGCCCUCGGCAUCUUCCUGGUGGAGUCUGAGCUGCAGCAUAAGGACACAAUUGUCCCGUACUUGUUGGUUUUGCUGAAGGGAUUACCCAGGGUGCAAUGGAUCGAGGAGAGCUCAGAGAGGAAAGGACGAGAAACGCUUCCCAUUGCGGAGAAUUUCUCCUUCUGCUUGGUGACGAUGCUCUCAGACGUUGCUCAAAUGGACAAGUCCAUGCGAAUCCAGAUUUUGGAGGCUGUGAUGAACCUCAUGCAGGUGCUUCAGGAAAUGUGUCAGAACAUCGAAGGCCAAGAUAAAGAAUACCUGUGUAAAUACACUGUGCCCUGUCUGCUCGGCUUGGUGCGAGCGUUUGGCCGCUACAGCAACACAGAGGAGCCGCUGCUGUCUAAACUCUUCCCUCGGGUCAGUCCUCAGCCCUUGGGCACAGGAGACGGGGAGGAAGUGACCCGACGACGAUCCUUUAACGAUUUCCGCUCCAUUCUACCCAGCUCGCUCCUCACCGUCUGCCAGAGCGACACUUUACGCCUUAAAACCAGCAGCAUUUCCAGCAUCUCGCAACAGGCCAGUCCAGAACGUGCUGGACUUCCUCCGAGUUCUCCUUCUGACCCUUCUGCUCCUUAUUUUGAAGCUGGCUCGUAUCUGCCGGAUGGCAGCGCUGUGGACCCCGACUACUACUUCUCCACCAUAAGCUCCAGUUUCUCCGUCUCACCGCUCUUCACGGGCAGCAACAGUAAAGGGUUUGAUGUACCGCUGGAUUUACUGACACAGCUUCUGCAAAUGGUCGAGCAGUUUGUGUCAGAAUCCUUUAUGAAGGCACUGGAUCAGACUAUGGUUGAAGUCCUGGAGGCCAAUGCUUCAGCGAAUCUGUGCUACAAGACAUUCAGUGAUCCGCUGUAUGUGGCCAUCUUUAAAAUGCUGAGGGACACUUUAUACUACAUGAAAGACCUGCAGGUGUCGUUCGUGAAGGAGGUCCAUGAUUUUGUUCUGGAGCAGUUCAGCAGCAGUCAGUCUGAGCUGCAGAGGAUCCUGCAUGACGUGGAGUAUCUGCACAGCGAGCUGAACCCGCUCAAACUGCGCUGCCAGGCCAACGCUGCCUGCGUGGACCUCAUGGUGUGGGCCGUCACGGAGGAGCAGGGUGCGGAAAACCUCUGCACAAAACUGUCCGAGAAGCUGCAGUCCAAGACGUCCAGUAAGGUCAUCAUUGCUCACAUGCCUCUGCUCAUCUGCUGCUUACAGGGUCUUGGACGGCUGUGUGAGCGUUUCCCUGUGGUGGCUCAUUCAGUCACCAUGUCUCUAAGAGAUUUCCUAGUGGUCCCUUCACCUGUACUAGUGAAGCUCUACAAGUACCACAGUCAAUACAACACAGGAACAGGAGAGAUCAAGAUCAAUGUGACCAAUGAACAUUCCCAGUCCACCUUCAGUUCUCACUCCAGUAAGAAGAGCCAGCCGUCCAUGUAUGAGCAGCUCCGAGACAUUUCCAUCGACAAUAUAUGCAGGUGUUUAAAAGCAGGGUUGUGCAUGGACUCAGUCAUCGUUGAGGCUUUCCUCGCCAGUCUUUCCAACCGUCUUUACAUCUCGCAGGAAAAUGACAAGGACGCCCACCUCAUCCCCGAUCACACCAUACAAGCAUUAGGGCACAUCGCCGUGGCUCUGAGAGACACUCCCCGCGUGAUGGAGCCCAUCCUACAGAUCCUGCAGCAGAAGUUCUGCCAGCCGCCGUCCCGGCUCGACGUCCUCAUCAUAGAUCAGCUGGGCUGUAUGGUCAUCACAGGAAACCAAUACAUUUAUCAGGAAGUUUGGAACUUGUUCCAGCAGAUUAGUGUGAAGGCCAGCUCGAUGGUAUACUCCACCAAAGACUACAAGGAUCAUGGAUACAGAAAUCUGACCAAACGUUUGCCGCCCAUAAAAGAGGCCAAACCGAGACUGCAGAAGCUGUUUAGAGAUUUCUGGCUGUAUUCGGUUGUGAUGGGCUUCGCUGUCGAGGGCUCAGGUUUGUGGCCGGAGGAGUGGUAUGAGGGAGUGUGUGAGAUCGCAACCAAAUCCCCCCUGCUGACGUUCCCAAGCGGAGAACCGCUGCGCUCAGAACUGCAGUAUAACUCUGCCCUGAAGAAUGACACGGUCACUCCGGCCGAGCUGAAUGAUUUGAGAGGCACCAUCAUUAACCUGCUGGAUCCUCCGCCGGAAGUCGCUGCGCUCAUCAAUAAACUGGACUUCGCCAUGUCCACCUACCUGCUGUCUGUCUACCGUCUGGAGUACAUGAGGGUGUUACGCUCACUGGAUUCUGAUCGUUUCCAAGUCAUGUUUCGAUACUUUGAGGACCGAGCGAUCCAGAAGGAUAAAUCAGGAAUGAUGCAGUGUGUCAUUGCGGUGGGGGACAAGGUCUUUGAUGUCUUUCUUCAGAUGAUGGCUGACAAGGAAAAGACCAAAGCCCAUGAGGAGGAGUUAGAAAAUCAUGCUCAGUUCCUGUUGGUCAACUUCAACCACAUUCACAAGAGAAUCCGAAGAGUGGCUGACAAAUAUCUGUCAGGACUCGCUGAGACUUUUCCGCACUUGUUGUGGAGCGGUCGUGUCCUGAAGACCAUGCUGGAUAUAUUACAGACCCUGUCUCUUUCACUCAGCGCUAGCAUAGUGAAAGACUUUGCUGCCCGCUGUGGAGAAAUCCUAAAAGAGGCCAUGAAAUGGGCGCCAUCGGUCACCAAAUCUCACCUACAGGAGUACCUGAAUAAGCAUCAGAACUGGGUGUCGGGUCUGUCUCAGCACACGGGUCUGGCGAUGGCCACUGAGAGCAUCCUGCACUUUGCUGGAUACAACCGUCAGAGCACCAGUCUGGGUACCACUCAGCUCACAGAGAGACCAACAUGCGUGAAGAAAGACUACUCCAACUUCAUGGCCUCCCUCAACCUGAGAAACCGCUAUGCUGGAGAGGUGGCAGGGAUGAUCCAUUUCUCUGCGGCCACACGGAGCACGUCGGAUCUGAAUAAACUGAUGAUUCGUCAGAUGAAUGAAGCUCUGGACGGAGGCCAGCCGGAAGCCUUCACUGAAGCCAUGUUCAAAAUGGCUGCGCUGUUGAUCAGCUCAAAAGAAUGGGAUCCUCAGCUGCUGCAUCAACUGUGCUGGUCUCCAUUAAAGAUGUUCACUGAGAAUGGCAUGGAAACAGCUAUUGCCUGCUGGGAAUGGCUCCUGGCUGCAAGGACAGGCGUUGAAGUCCCGUUCAUGCGGGAGAUGGCAGGUGCGUGGCAGAUGACCGUCGAGCUGAAGAUGGGGCUGUUCUCCGACACCCAGGUGGAGGCGGAUCCCCUGGCGGCCUCAGAGGAAAGCCAGCCCGUCCCCUGCCCACCCGACGUCACGCCCCACUACACCUGGAUUGAGUUUCUAGUCCAGCGUUUUGAGAUCGCCAAGUACAGCAGUGCUGAUCAGGUGGAGAUUUUCGGCACUCUUCUGCAAAGGUCUCUAUCUCUCAAUGUUGGCGGCCCAAAAAGCAGCCUGAACCGCCAUGUGGCGGCCAUUGGACCACGCUUCAGGUUGUUGACACUCGGACUUGCCCUCCUGCAUUCUGACGUAGUGACCAACGCCACCAUCCGUAACGUCCUGCGGGAAAAGAUUUACUCCACCGCCUUCGAUUAUUUCAGCGUCACUUCAAAGUUCCCCACUCAGGGAGACAAGCGUCUGCGCGAGGACAUCAGCAUCAUGAUCCGCUUCUAUGCCAGCAUCCUCUCCGAUAAGAAGUACCUAGCUGCUAGUCAGCUCGUGCCACCUGACAACCAGGAUCCGUCCCUGAACAGUUUGUCGGUGAUAAACGCCACCGACCCGAGGAACAACAUGGACAUGACCAUGGGUUCCCGUCAGCAGAGCGCUCAGGGCUGGAUUAACACCUACCCCCUGUCCAGCGGGAUGUCCACCACCUCCAAGAAAUCAGGCAUGUCCAAAAAGAGCAACCGAGGCACCCAGUUGCACAAGUACUACAUGAAGCGCAGGACGUUACUGUUGGCCUUACUGGCCAGUGAGAUCGAGCGACUGACCACUUGGUACAACCCGCUAUCAACGCAGGAGCUGGCCAUCGCCACAGAGCAGUCGGUAGAGACCAGCAUCUCUAACUGGAGAUCCAAAUACAUCAACCUGAGUGAGAAACAGUGGAAGGACAACGUCAACUUGGCCUGGAGUAUCGCUCCGUAUCUGGCCAUGCAGCUUCCAGCUAGGUUCAAAAAUGCAGACGCCAUCGUGGCUGAAGUGACCCGUCUGGUUCGACUGGAUCCUGGCGCUGUCAGCGAUGUGCCGGAGGCAGUCAAGUUCCUGGUGACGUGGCACACCAUUGAUGCUGAUUCUCCAGAGCUGAGCCACAUCCUGUGCUGGGCUCCUGCAGAUCCUCCCACCGGCCUCUCGUACUUCUCCAGCAUGUACCCUCCUCAUCCGCUCACCGCUCAGUAUGGAGUCAAAGUCCUGCGCUCCUUCCCUCCUGACGCCAUUUUGUUUUACAUUCCUCAAAUCGUUCAAGCGCUGCGGUUUGACAAGAUGGGUUACGUGCGCGAGUACAUCCUGUGGGCGGCACAGAAGUCCCAGCUCCUCGCUCAUCAGUUCAUAUGGAACAUGAAGACCAACAUCUAUCUGGAUGAGGAGGGCCAACAGAAAGAUCCGGACAUCGGUGAGCUUCUGGAGCAGAUGGUGGAGGAGAUCACACACUCUCUCUCAGGCCCCGCUAAAGACUUCUACCAGCGCGAGUUUGACUUCUUCAACAAGAUCACCAACGUCUCCGCCAUUAUCAAGCCUGUUCCUAAAGGAGAUGAGAGGAAGAGAGCGUGUCUGAAGGCGCUGUCAGAAAUCAAAGUUCAGCCAGUAAUUUUGUUUCUCUGGUAUCAGGACAUGCUUGCCCUUCAGAUCAUCGGUCUCUUCAAGAACAUCUUCCAGCUGGUGGGUUUGGACCUGUUCGUGUUCCCGUACCGGGUGGUGGCCACCGCUCCUGGAUGUGGCGUGAUUGAAUGUAUUCCGGACUGUAAGUCCCGCGAUCAGCUCGGUCGGCAGACUGACUUUGGCAUGUACGACUACUUCAGGAACCAGUACGGGGACGAGUCCACACUGGCCUUCCAGAAGGCUCGGUAUAACUUCAUCCGCAGUAUGGCCGCAUACAGUCUGCUGCUCUUCCUGUUACAAAUCAAAGACCGACACAAUGGUAACAUCAUGCUGGACAGCAAAGGCCAUCUCAUCCACAUCG
Messenger RNA from Sinocyclocheilus rhinocerous, 5454 nucleotides. RefSeq names its product phosphatidylinositol 4-kinase alpha-like. The record is from RefSeq and is a predicted model, not a curated record. The transcript has 46 exons. NCBI's taxonomy places the organism in Eukaryota, Metazoa, Chordata, Actinopteri, Cypriniformes, Cyprinidae. Gene Ontology annotation, molecular function: 1-phosphatidylinositol 4-kinase activity. Gene Ontology annotation, biological process: phosphatidylinositol phosphate biosynthetic process; phosphatidylinositol-mediated signaling. Gene Ontology annotation, cellular component: plasma membrane; cytoplasm. The annotation marks the transcript as partial.